Messenger RNA from Salvia miltiorrhiza (redroot sage), 762 nucleotides. RefSeq lists its product as uncharacterized. Gene Ontology annotation, cellular component: cytochrome b6f complex. Bases 248 to 595 code for a protein of 115 amino acids. The transcript is spliced from 2 exons. Lineage: Eukaryota; Viridiplantae; Streptophyta; Magnoliopsida; Lamiales; Lamiaceae. The record is from RefSeq and is a predicted model, not a curated record.
AAAAUAGUUGCAACUUGCAACAACAAUUAAGUUUGUGCAAAUAGUCAUCAAAGUUUGCCAAUAAUAAUAACCCAAUCUUUUUGUAGCCACUACUACGAGGUCAGGGGAUCACUCUCCCAAAUGAGCCUCAUUCACAUAUUCUCCACCACCUUAUCCACACUCGCAUCAUUUCUCUCCCAUACAAACUCCCCUCAUUCAAAUCCGCAUCAUCCCAUUUUUCUUGCAUCAAACAAAGAUUGCAAGCAAUAUGGCAACGGCAAUAUCGGCGGUGGCGGCAGUGGUGGGCCCCAGCAGGCCGUCCGUGGGCCGGGCCAGAGUGAGGUACAUCAAUGGGCUCAACUCAUUCGGAGGGCUCAAGGCGCACAACCACGUGGCGUCGUUAGGCCUCCAAGUCAGCAGCGAGCAGUCUUUUGCAAAGAUAGUUAGCUCGUUGCAGCAGCAGGGGAGGAAGAGCGGCGGCGCUCUCACCUCCACCUGCAAUGCUGUCGGGGAGAUCUUCAAGAUUGCGGCCAUCAUGAACGGUAUUACGCUCGUCGGAGUCGCCAUCGGCUUCGUGCUGCUCCGGAUCGAAGCAUUUGCGGAGGAGAGUGAAUGAAGAAGGUGUUGUAGUUGUACACAACUCUAUAUAUGGUUGCUUCAUUAAAUAAUAUGUUGUCUUUUGCUUGGUUGGAACCGAUGGUUCUUGCCUUUUGUUUCAAUUGUUGUCUCCAAUGUAGAACUGAUUCGAUUAUUUUGCAUACAUUGAGUGCUCAAUUUUGUUCA